Molecule: messenger RNA, 2245 nt
Organism: Leopardus geoffroyi (Geoffroy's cat)
Lineage: Eukaryota; Metazoa; Chordata; Mammalia; Carnivora; Felidae
Gene: DLX6
Product: distal-less homeobox 6
Exons: 3
Coding region: 370-1239 (289 amino acids)
Biological process (GO): cell differentiation; regulation of transcription by RNA polymerase II; embryo development
Molecular function (GO): RNA polymerase II cis-regulatory region sequence-specific DNA binding; DNA-binding transcription factor activity, RNA polymerase II-specific
Source: RefSeq, a predicted model, not a curated record
CCUUAAAAUCUCUGCCUUAAACUGCACCAGCCCCCAAAAAAUCCAAGGGGGGAAAGAAGGGGGGGAGAGCAGAUUCCCCCCUCCCCCCUCUCCUCUCCCAUCCCUCCCCCUUCCUCCUCCCUUUGAGUUAACAAGGCCCUGCUCACUAUAUCUCUUUAUAUUAAAAAAUAUAUAUAUUAGAGAAGAGCGAGGGAGAGGGAGAACCACCUCCACCCCCUCUUUUUUUUUUUUAAUUUUUUAUUUAUUUAUUUAUUUUUUUGCAAGAAUCCCAAGAGCUAAGGUGGCUGCAGAGGGGAGAGCGGCGCGAGCCAAGUGGGGGGAGGGUGGAGGAAACCCGGGAGAAGGCUUUCUCCAGCCCCCAAAGUUUUGAUGAUGACCAUGACUACGAUGGCUGACGGCUUGGAAGGCCAGGACUCGUCCAAAUCCGCCUUCAUGGAGUUCGGGCAACAACAGCAGCAGCAACAGCAGCAGCAGCAGCAGCAGCAGCAACAGCAGCCGCCGCCGCCGCCGCCGCCACAGCCGCACUCGCAGCAGAGCUCCCCGGCCAUGGCAGGCGCGCACUACCCUCUGCACUGCCUGCACUCGGCGGCGGCGGCGGCGGCGGCGGCCGGCUCGCACCACCACCACCACCAGCACCACCACCACGGCUCGCCCUACGCGUCGGGCGGCGGCAACUCCUACAACCACCGCUCGCUCGCCGCCUACCCCUACAUGAGCCACUCGCAGCACAGCCCUUACCUCCAGUCCUACCACAACAGCAGCGCGGCCGCCCAGACGCGAGGGGACGACACAGAUCAACAAAAAACCACAGUGAUUGAAAACGGGGAAAUCAGGUUCAAUGGAAAAGGGAAAAAGAUUCGGAAGCCUCGGACCAUUUAUUCCAGCCUGCAGCUCCAGGCUUUAAACCACCGCUUUCAGCAAACUCAGUACCUGGCCCUUCCCGAGAGAGCUGAACUGGCAGCUUCCUUAGGACUGACACAAACACAGGUGAAGAUAUGGUUUCAGAACAAACGCUCUAAGUUUAAGAAAUUGCUGAAGCAGGGCAGUAACCCGCACGAGAGCGACCCCCUCCCGGGCUCAGCGGCCCUGUCACCGCGCUCGCCGGCGCUGCCUCCAGUGUGGGACGUUUCUGCCUCAGCCAAGGGCGUCAGUAUGCCCCCCAACAGCUACAUGCCUGGCUAUUCGCAUUGGUACUCCUCUCCACACCAGGACACGAUGCAGAGACCACAGAUGAUGUGAGUUGUCUGAGGGAAAUUGAUACCCUAGGGAAACGUCUGAACAAGGCAAGGAGGAUCCAGGACCUGCUUGCAUCUGCCAAACCCAGCCGAAGGAGCAGGCUCGGGAGAACUCUUCUGUGUGGCAAGACAGUCUGGGAGCUUGCUCGCCCUCUCGCGCUCUCUCCCCCUCUCUUCUCCUUCCCUUCCUUUCCUUCCCUCCUUUUCUUUUUCCCUUUCUUUUUCUCAUCUGCUUUUUCCCUUGAGCAGCCUCAGUAACUGCUUUUGCAUCUUAGAGAGAGAGAGAGAGUGAGUGAGAGAGAGAGAAACUGGUUUCUAUGCCAGUGCUCCUGAAACUCCUCACUGCAAGGACAUUUUCCCUUACCCUUUGGGAUCCAGGCUCUGAGCCUCCUCUUCUCUUUGGGAAUAUCCAUCAAAACGACUUUUUUUUAACAGACAUUUUCCCCCACCAGAAGAAUCUGCGCAAACAUGGCAGCGUUUUUACUUGUUUAAUGAGCUUAAGACAUUACAUGAUGAAAAAGAAGCAUUUCGGGCUCCUGCAUUUUUAUUUACCAAUCCCAGACUGACAAAACAAAACAAAACAAGAAAAAGAAAAGAGAAAGAAAAGAAAAAGAAAAAACCUUUACCUAACAGCCCUUCUUUAAAGAAAAAGGAAAAAUCGGCUGUAAGAUUAGAACAUUGCCACAAAGGGAACGCUGCAUGUUUUAUCAAAAUGCAAUGAGCAAGAAUGAUGAUGUUUAAAAAAAAAAAAAAAACAACAACAAAACAAAACCACUCUUUCCCCACCCCACCCCCAAACCCUGAACUGGAAUCAGGAAAGACAGAGGAAACAACCAAAAUCACCAUUCUAUUGCUUUGAUACCUUUACUAGGUGAAUUGGUGGCAUUCACUAAGCUAAUAGGGACGUUUAUAUUGAGAAACAUUUCUGUAUAUAUUGUUGAAUUUUAGUUGUACAUAUACUUUGUAUGGUUUUGUCUUCUUUCAUAUAUGGAGUAAAAGCCACAAAACGC